UAUAAGUGAUGGAGUUUACAGACGUUGUUGUUGGCGUGACAGUUCUUUUAAAAUAAUUCUGAUUUCUUGCACAAGCAUGUUUUAAAUUGCUUUUGCUUCAGGACUUUGUAGACGGCUUUGUGAUUGGGUUGGUGUGGUGUAGGCGUAUUUAGUUGCAAUCACAUCUACAGCUUUGGAAGUUCUUAGACAUGUCUGUUGGCUUGCAACUCCUUGGAACCACAUUAGGCAUUCUUGGCUGGCUGGGAAUCAUCAUCUCAUGUACGCUUCCUCUAUGGCGUGUUACUGCUUUUAUUGGUACCAACAUUGUGACGGCGCAGAUUAUGUGGGAAGGACUGUGGAUGAGCUGUGUGGUGCAGAGCACCGGCCAAAUGCAGUGUAAAGUGUACGACUCCAUGCUGGCUCUUCCUCAAGACCUACAGGCCUCUCGAGCAAUCCUUAUUAUUGCUUCCCUUGUUGGUUUAAUAGCAAUAUUUGCCAGUUUCGCAGGUGGUAGAUGUACUAAUUGCUUGGCAGACGGUUUCGCAAAGGCUCGGGUUGCCGUAGCAGGAGGGGCGUUUUUUGUCGCUGCGGGGGUCUUGGGUUUGGUGCCGUCGAGUUGGACUGCCCAUCAGAUCAUUGGGGACUUCUACAAUCCUCUAGUGGCCCAUUCUCAGAAGAGGGAGCUGGGAGCAGCUAUCUUUAUCUGUUGGGGGGCGGCGGUUCUCAUGCUGAUUGGCGGAGGACUCCUCUGCAGCUCUUGCCCAAAAGGAAGAGAGUCUCGUGGGGGUCGGUACAUGGCCGCUUCUCAAAAUGGAAGGGAGCGCUUGGAGUAUGUGUGACUGCAGGGUGACUUGACUAUUCCGAGAACUUAUGUGUAGAUAUUUUUAAGUGUUUUAACUUUUUUAAAUGUCUGUUUGUGACGCUUUUAUGUAAACUAGGAAUUUCAACCUGUUGCAGAAUUUCUGCAGAAUUUUUUUGUAAUAAACUACAAUUUUUAUCCAA
Molecule: messenger RNA, 981 nt
Organism: Labeo rohita (rohu)
Lineage: Eukaryota; Metazoa; Chordata; Actinopteri; Cypriniformes; Cyprinidae
Gene: cldng
Product: claudin g
Exons: 2
Coding region: 189-818 (209 amino acids)
Biological process (GO): bicellular tight junction assembly; cell adhesion
Cellular component (GO): bicellular tight junction; plasma membrane
Molecular function (GO): structural molecule activity
Source: RefSeq, a predicted model, not a curated record